CGACAGUCGAGCUUUAUUUAUUUAGGAGGAACAAAUGACAAAACAAAUUAUAAAUUUAAUUGUUUUCUCGUCAAUAUUGAACCUAUUCUGUUUCGUGUAACUAAAUAACGUUGUUAUUUUAUCGCAUUCUUUUCGAAUGGACACGUGGGCCUGUGUACCGUCCUGUUUGUCGGACUUACUCAGAUUAUCGUAAAUCAAUUGCGAAGGAAAGUUCUGUUCUGCAUCAUGACAAAACAGAAAAUUAAAGUACUGUCAUUAAGUGGUAAACUUAAGAUAGUGAAUGCGUUUGAAUCCGGAAAAUCGCGCAAUGUAAUUCAGACGGUGCAUUAGCGAGAAACUCGGGUUAGUGAGAAACCUCUAUAAGCGAGAAUGAGAUUGUGCUCCCUUGAACUCUCGCUUAUCCAGGUUUGACUGUAUUAGGACUUUUUGGCGGGAACGUGAGGAGUGAAGUUGUGUGAUUUGUUUUAUUUUGUCUAUUUAGUGUUUCUUCAGGUUUAAAUGUUUUUUUUUAAUGCUUAGAUGGGUGGACGAGCUCACAGCCCACCUGGUGUUAAGUGGUUACUGGAGCCCAUGGACAUUUACGACGUAAAUGCGCGACCCACCUUAAGAUAUAAGUUCUAAGAUCUCAAUAUAGUUACAACAGCUGCCCCACCCUUCAAACCGAAAGGCAUUACUGCUUCACGGCAGAAAUAGAGGCGGGGUGGUGGUACCCACCCGUGCGGACUCACAAGAAGUCCUACCACCAGUGAUUACGCAAAUUAUAAUUUUGCGGGUUUGAUUUUUAUUACACGAUGUUAUUCCUUCACCGUGGAAGUCAAUCGUGAACAUUUGUUAAGUACGUAUUUUACCAGAAUAAUUGGUACCCACCUGCGGGAUUCGAACACCGGUGCAUCGCUACGUACGAAUGCACCGGACGUCUUAUCCUUUAGGCUACGACGACUUACAAAAUGUGUAAUAAUGGUGGUUUAUUAACUGUUUGAUAUCUGUGAAAGUGCACAAAUGUGAGAAAAUAAAACAAAGCCGCUAGACAUAACUUUUCUGGAUCCUCCACAAAGUCCACUGAAAAAAUCUUAGUAAAUAACCACCAUUUUACUGAGAUUAAAUUUCAUCCCAUCUCAUCUCAUUUCGUUGAAUUUCAUCCCAGUCGAUUAAUGUCUCAAAUUAAUCACCUUCAUGUCAUUUCACUCCAUAAUAUCAUUUUUCAUAAAAAUAUGAAUAUAAAUUAAAAUAAGACAUGACUUAAAGGUCUUGGCUACCAGGUCAUAAAAUCCCUUAAUAGUGGCGUCACUGGCGUCUUAAUUGUUACUGUAUGCGCGCGAGUUCAUGUCCAUCGGGGCCAGAGGCGACGCGCGGGGGACAGCUCGCCCCACCUCCACCCGCCUGCCCGCAUUUGUCUGACGUCGAGUGUUGUCCGUGACGGUUAUGACGCGCGCUUAUCGAUAUCGAAAAUUUACGCUAACGCUAUUGUGUUAUUUAACCAUAACUACUCCGCUUCCAACAACUCCAGAUAGAAAAAAAACCUGAAAAAAGAUACAUACUGAUUCCGACUCUAAUCUGUCGGUUGUCUUUUCAUUCGAUAGUGAUUAAAUUGGAAAUUAAAAAAAAAAACUAUUAGAAAUAAACAAGUAAUUACUUAUCACAUUUAUUUUAUUUCAUAAAUUGCAAAUUUACCCAAAAAAAAUUAAACCAAAUUGACAGCUGUUGACUAAAUCGGUAAUUAUUAUCGACAUUACCAUAAUUAAUUAGGCCACAGCACUACCGCAUUCCUCAGGAUGGACAUGAACUCGCGCGCCUACAGUAUGUUUGUGAGUUUGUUCUCAAUUUUGUAAGUUUUGUUAAUUAUACUACGAAAAUCAUGGAACAAAACGUAUAUGGUUCAAGCAGCGGGGCAAGCACACCGAAGACUAAGCGGCGUGUGAAAAAUCCGCGUAAUUCCGAUUCUAGCCCAAGAAAACGUCGUAAUCAAAACGUUGAAUGUGGUUCAAGCAGCGGGGCAAGCACACCAAAGACUAAGCGGCAUAUGCAAAGUCCGCGUAAAUCCGAUUCUACCCCAAGAAAACGUCGUAAUCUAAACUCUUCGUUCAGUGACAGUCCCCGAUGUGAUUCUAAAAUAACCACUAUACCUAACUAUGGUAGCGAAGACGAUUCUGACAAAGAGGAAGAAGAGGUUACCCCACCGUUCGUGGUGCCCCGGGUGGCAAGAAUGUUUAUGGAUGAAGAAGAUGUGGAAGUUGAAGAAACUUGCGAUAACGUUACUUUGGAGUGGCUUCCUCAAUCGCCUCAGCCAUCCAAUUGUGUCUCAACGGCUGCCUCACCGACGCCUAUUUUGCCGUCUCCCAUCGAGCCAAGCAACAAAUUUCAAUUUGAAUGGAGAGCGAUUUCAAUGCCUCAAAUUGAACCUCAUUUGAGGCGAGAACCGUUCUCGCAAAUUAGUGGCCCUACAGUUUCUUUCACGAAACCAUAUGAAGCUUUUAUUUCCAUAUGGGAUAAUGAAAUAAUGGAAGUAAUCGUUAGGGAAACUAACAUUUAUGCACUGCAGGUGACAACGGCUAUGUUAGAGAAUGGGAACCUCUAUCCUCAUAGCCGAAUUACUCAUUGGCGAGAUACAAAUGUAAACGAACUUUACGUGUAUUUUGCCAUGGUUUUGGCUAUGGGAAUGGUGAUCAAAAACCGGAUAGACGAGUACUGGAACAGCUCUAGAGACAUCUUCAGUACUCCUGGCUUCAGCACGGAGAUGUCAUAUGACAGAUUCGUGCUCCUGUCAAAAUGCCUGCAUUUUAAUAAUAAUAAAAAUCUUAACUCUGCAAUGUUGACAGGAUCCCAGGCUAAACUUUUUAAAAUUAAACCUAUAAUAGACCACCUUAAUUGCAAGUUUUCAAAAUUAUAUAAUCUAUCUCAAAAUGUGGCUCUCGAUGAGAGCCUGACCAUGUGGAAGGGCUGGCUUGAUAUAAACCAGUUCAUCCCUAACAAGGCAGCAACAGUUGGGAUAAAAACAUAUGAAGUGUGUGAAUCCCAGACCGGUUAUUUGUGGCGUUUUGAAGUACAUGCAGGCCAGGACACCUUGGCACUUCAAGAAGAUGAUCCAGUCUCAGGGGGAGUACCAGCUCUCGUGCUCAGACUUUUAAAUGGUCUUGAGCAUAAAGGGCACACAAUAUGGAUGGACAAUUACUACAACUCUCCAUCACUGGCACGGGAACUGAAAGUCCGGGGAUUUGACUGCGUGGGGACCCUCCGGACAAACCGAAAAUUCGUACCAUCUGAAUUUCAAAAGAUUACAAAAAACGACAUGAUUGUCGGUCAAGUGUUGGGCUGCACCUCGGGAGAUGUGGAUAUUAUGGUGUGGAGGGAUAGAAACCGCGUGGCUUUAAUUUCAACAUACCAUGGUCUCGUAACUACCAGGUGUGGCGAUACAUUUAAGCCGACUGUCGUGCAAGAUUACAAUGCUAAUAUGGGCGGAGUAGACCGUAAGGACCAGCUACUCGCGAUGUACCCCAUAGAAAGAAGAAAGACUACAGUGUGGUACAAAAAAUUUUUUAGAAGGCUCUUAAACGUUAGUGUCCUAAACUCCUAUAUUUUACUGAAAGAUAAGUCAUUGGCACACCGGAAUUUCCGGAAGGCGUUAAUAACUGAGUUGUUGGCAGUACACAAAAAACCUAAGCCUACGAUCAUCUCAACAAAAUCUCAAGUACAUUGCCCAGCACCGUACCCUUUUGUCAAGAGCGGAAAGUCAGACCGCCUUAGACGCAAAUGCGCCGUCUGCCCGAAACGGUCUAACACGUACUGCAAAGUUUGCAAUGUGGCAAUGUGUAUUUAUACUUGCUAUGAGACAUACCACACUUUACACUGAAACUUUACAGAUCAUUGCCACUUAUUGAUAUACACACAUGCGCACGCACACACACAGGGUAUUUGGGCACUAGUGUUAGAGAUACUUAUAAAAAAUUAUAAAGCUGGUGAGUUGUUAUUACCAUCCAUAUUGUUGUGAAGUACUAAACGAAAAUGCUGCAUUAUGUGUUCUACACUUUUUUUGUGUAUGUAGGCUUAUAAUAUGGCGGUAGUUACCAGGGUCAUGUCACCAAUGCAACUCGCAGUCAUUAGAAAUGGCACAUAAAUUAAGUGCCCCAUUGCAUUGUUAUGGGUUGGGGUUAUUGUGUUUCUUAUUUUUAUUUAUGUAUGAUCUUUUAACAGUGUGGUAUCUGGGUUCAAUUAGUUGUAAGUUACCUAGUUGAUGCUACUUUCUUUUAUAAAACAUUUUUUUUGUGUCUUCCAUCACGAAAUUAUUAAAACAAUUGUUUAUUUAACUUAAUAAUAAUAAGUAAUAUAUUUUUUUAAAUAGUGUAUAACUGAUAAGGUUUUAUAUAUAUAUAUAUAUAUAUAUAUAUAUAUAUAUUACAAUAAUAAUGCCAAGCCCUUUUAUUUAUGGUUUUACAAUCUUAGGUAGCAUAUAAUAUUACACUAAGCAAUGACUUUUAUUAGUAAGUUAGUUAAAUGAUGUUAGUAAUAUAAGUACGUGUAUUAAAAUAAUUAUAAAUUAACAAGAAACACCGGUUUGGGUCCUUUACCCAAUCCAAUUCAAUCCAUCCAAUCCAAUACCCAAUUAUGGUCGAUACUAUCGAUGUAGUAGACACAUAUAUCAGUAUCGAGUAACCUUUACCUACCUAUUAUCGGACUUAUUCUAUUAUUUAUAAUCGAUGAGAAAAGUUAGUAUAUAUUUGAUAGGAAACUAAUUGGUCUAUAAUUGUUGAUAUCUUUUGGAACGCCUUUUUUAUAUAUGAGUAUAAUAUCUGCUUCAGACCGUUCUAAGGCCGUUUCAGAACUUAAAAAUAUGUAAUUAAACAGUUAGGUUAACGGUUCUGCCAGAAUCUGGUGACCAUAUUUUAGUGAUUCGUUUGUGAUGUUGUCAGAACCCGGACUUUUUUCAAAUUUCAGUUUCUUUAUUGAGUUUAUUACUUCGGUUUCGUGUAUUGGUUGUAUAGAGUGGCAGUCUACGGUUUCUGGUUCAAUUUUAUUAGUGAAUAUUCGUGUUUUGUCUCUGUAGAGUUUCUUGUAUAAUUCAGUUGCUGUACCAACAAUAUCCGUUGGUUUAUAUAGGUAUUUAUUAAGGGUUUUCAACCCUUCUAUCCAAGAACGGUUUGUUCUAUUCUAAGUUCUUUGUAUGCUCUUUUUUGCUGCUCCAGAGCUGGAGAUUUUUCUCUAAUGUUUCUUGUCUAUAUUUUGCAGUCUCUCUUGAUAUAUUUAUUAAGCCGUUUGUACAGUGCGGAAACUUCUUUUUUAUUUAACUUAUCAAUAAAACAUCAUAUUGAUUAUUUUUAUUCAUAUCAUAUAACAAGUCGCAUCCAUAUUUUUUAGCCUUCAUGCAGCAUUAUAAAAAAUAAAAGCGCUGAAAUAGCCUCUCAAGGCUAUCAUCAGCCUAGGUGGGAAAAAAAAGCAGCAUUAUAUUAUGUUCAUUUUCCACUAUGUUUAUGAACAUCGUUUUUUAUAUUUUUCUUACAAAUAUCUAGCUUCUUUCAUUGAAAAGAAUGCCCAUUUUUAUUAAAGAUUUACAUGGAAAUGUAAAUCUUAAAUAAAUAAUUAUUAUAACAUUUGUAAACGCAUAUUCUGUAAAAUCUUAAAUUAUAAGAGACAUUGUUUUUGUACUAAUCUUGAGUCUCAUAUUUGAUACAUUCAUACUCAAGAUCUGUAGAAUAUAACAACGUGCCAUUGUUUAAUAUAGAUUGACGAUAUGUUUAAAUUAUUGUAAAACAAAUACUCUUUAUCCUUGACGUCAAGAAUGUAUUAAAAACAAAUUAAAUAUGAUAGCCACUUAAGUGACAUUUGAAGAGGGUAUUUUUUUUAAUCCAAAGUUUAAAGUUUAAUAAGUGCAGUAUGAAAAAUUGUAUUAGAACUUAAGCCAUUUGGUUUUUAUUUUAUGAAAUACUUAAUAUUGUACGAAAAACAUAUUAUAAUUUUACAUCCACCAAGAUCUUCAUUUUUUAUUCAUUGGAAAACAAAAAAUAAGUUUUAGGUAACCCAUGUUAUUUCUCAUAGAACAGUUGCAAUGCAAUUCAAAGUCAAUUGUAGUGUAAGAAAUUACAUAACGAAAUCUAAUUGGAUUUUUUUAUAAUUACAUUUAGAUUUAACGAAAAUUAGGUAUUUCUAAACCGAAUUUUUAAUGUAGUCAUGUAUGUAUAUACGUAUGCAUAGGUACCGUAAAACUACAAACAAAUAUGACAUGAUACUGGGGAGUGGUUUUCAAAAUAAAACCAUUCAUAUGACUCUCCUCGGAUUCCCUUCGCGUUAAGUUUGCAUUUUUAAACAUUGAAACGUUUGACGUCUCAAGUCAUUUAAUUUUCUUUGUACUUGACUUUGUAUUUGAAAUAGAAAAACAAAUUUAUUUUAUGACUAUUCCUGAUGUUAUUAUUAUAAAUUGAAGACUUUUACAAUAAAUUACUAGAGUAUUGAAUAAAAAUAUUUAUAAAUAUUACUCUA
Messenger RNA from Bombyx mori (domestic silkworm), 6468 nucleotides. Its product is annotated as piggyBac transposable element-derived protein 4. Lineage: Eukaryota; Metazoa; Arthropoda; Insecta; Lepidoptera; Bombycidae. The coding region runs from base 1856 to 3847 and encodes 663 amino acids. The record is from RefSeq and is a predicted model, not a curated record. The transcript has 7 exons.